Messenger RNA from Bactrocera neohumeralis, 775 nucleotides. RefSeq lists its product as uncharacterized. The transcript has 4 exons. The record is from RefSeq and is a predicted model, not a curated record. NCBI's taxonomy places the organism in Eukaryota, Metazoa, Arthropoda, Insecta, Diptera, Tephritidae. Bases 273 to 581 code for a protein of 102 amino acids.
UUUACAGAAAAGCCACUAUUCUGAACAAUUGCCAUUAUAUAUUUAAAAUCAAAAAAAGAAAUUAUUUAAACUUUAAGUUUUUGAGAAUAUGAACAUAAAGCCAUACUCUUCGACAUGUACACAAUCGUAAUUAUUUUAAUAAGAAUAAAUAUUAUAAAAAACAACAAAUGAACACUUGGCACCGGAAAACAUUACAACUAUGAUAUACAUAUAAUCGCAACAUAUAUUCGGAAAAAGGAUAACAAUAACGAUAUAAUAUUGAAGAACAACACAUGGACUAUUUUAUUUACGAUCCGAAAACGGACGAUUUUACCAACAAGUCGGUUAUAAUGACACGCAGCACUAAUAGCAAAGCAUUAUUAACACAGAAUUCAAAGCAACGAAUUCCGGUGAAGAAAAUUCGAUAUUUAUUGUGGCCUUUUGUCUUGGGAGUAAAUCUGUACGACUUUCUGGCUCUAUGUCAUCUUGUUCCAACACAUAGUCUUCAUCUAUCACGUCCGUUUUUGAUGAGCACCUCAUCUUUUCAGGUUUUUCAUAAAAAGCAAACACAGGAAUAUGACUUACCAAUGAUUUCGAACUGAUACAGAGUACAAUUUUACUUGAAAACUAAUUUUUCAGAUAAUUUAUGUUUGUGGCGCUUUGAGUUAAUUGUAACUAACAAUUUUGAAUUGAAAUAGAUUAAACAGCUAUGGUCACUUUUUUCCUGCAUUUAUGACUACAAUUAGAGAUUUUUAUUGAAAGCAAUUCACAAUUUAUUAUUUGUUGUGAUAUCGUA